AUGAAACCAACUGCUAUCAGUAGUGUGAAUAUUAUAGUGGUGAUGACAGAAUACACCACCAAUAACAUGGAGUACUUUGCCUUUGACGAUGCGGAUAUGUUUCUCGACUCCAUCUCCGGAGCUAUAGGUGACGUAUCACCAUCUUCCAUUGGAACAUUGGAAAAUGAUGUCAACGGUUCUGCCAAUAGCGGAGGAGUAUCGAUGUUUGAAGAAUCAAACGACGGAACGUAUGGCUUUAUGCCCACAAUGAUUAAGAAUGAAUCUGUUUCUUGGAACGAAGAAAUGAACCAAAAUAAUAUGUUUGGGGUUAUUGCUGAACAACAACAACAACAAUCUUACCAGCAACACCCUAUGCAGCCACACAACAAUUCAAUAUCCUCAGCUUCUUCAAUGAAUUCUUCUCAUGGAGAUUCUCUAUUCAACGAUAUGAAUGUGCAAUCAUCGCAGAUGUCGAGUCACUCAUAUUCCAAUGAGUCAAGUAACUUGACGCCAGAAACAAACAUAUCUGUUUCUUCGAACUAUACAUCCCCAGUCAACAUCAACACUUUGAUGACGAAGACCUCUUACCGGAACGAAUCAAUGGGUGCGGAACAGGUUGGUUCUAAUCCUGCUUCCGAGGUGUCUUCUCAUACCACCACACCAGGAGGAGCUUUGGAUGGUACCACUCGUUUAAUUAAGGUUGAAUCUGGUCAUCUUGCAGACGAAGAUGAAGAAGAUAUUGGCUCUGUUAAGUUGGAAGAGUCUACUACUACCGCUGCUAAAGCUUCUAAAGGUGUUGCUAAGGGUAAAGUCUCAAAGACCCAAAAGAAAGACAAGACUUCCCAUAAUAUGAUAGAAAAGAAAUAUAGAACCAAUAUCAAUUCAAAGAUAUUAGCCUUACGAGAUGCGGUUCCUUCUCUUCGUGUUGCUGCCGGUUCAAAGGACGUUUCUUUGGCUGACUUGGAUGGUUUAACUCCAGCUUCUAAAUUGAAUAAAGCAAGUGUCUUGACAAAGGCAACCGAAUACAUUAAGCAUUUGGAAAGAAGAAACAAGAUUUUAAAAGAUCAAAAUAUCCAGUUGCAAAAAUUAAUCCAAGAAGCCAAUUUACACCCUAAUGGAUAUCGUCAUAUUCAAUCGGUUCCUCCAAAUAUGCAACAACAGUUGCCUCCACCUCAACCUGGUACAUUUGGAUAUGUUCCUUCUCAAGCUAACGAGCAAGGGUUCAAUUCUUCCCCAAUUCAACAAUCAUACUCCAGCUCAUCUAACGAUAAUAAUUUUGCUUACUCAGCUGGUACCGAAGCUUAUGAAAUUCCGCCACAAAUUGGUCCACAAGGUUUCCAAAUGGUACCUCCACAACAACAACAACAUCAGCAACAUUAUGGUCAACAAAAGGGCUUGGGUAACAAGCUUUUGAUGGGUUCCAUGGCUGCCAUUAUGGGUACAUCAUUAUUUGGUGGCGAUAAUGGUGACUUUAAGGGCUUGAGCGCAAUCCCCAUGAUGUCGCUGGUGUUACCCCUGGCUGUCUUACAUCCUUCGCCAAUGACUGUACAGUUGUGGCAUUUUUUAAAGAUUAUUGUUGUUCUCGCUUCACUAACAAAUGUUAUAAUGCCAUACAUCAAGAGCCUUACAUCUGCCAAGAAAGCUGACCGUUCUAACAUUGACACCAAAGAUGAUGAGAAUAGCAAUUUAGUGAUCUUGAAGAACUGGUUACUUUGUCGAUUGGGAUUGAGCUUACCUAUUUGCUUAUCUGAAGGUAAAAAGCAACAAAUUUUGCUGAAGUUAAGUGGUGAAACUGUGGAUAAGGAUUUAUUGUACGACUACAUCCAAUUAUCUAGCAGUGAAGUUAAAUUUGAAAACUGUUUCUUAACUUUAUUGGUAGGCAAGAUGUUAGUAGCGCAAAAGCCAUGGACAUCUAAGUUUAUUGAUCGCCAAUUAUCAGUGACUGCAUCUCUUAUGCUCAAUUUGGAGUAUAGAGGAGAUAAUGAAUCCUUAAGAAGAUUGAGUACGUUAGUUAAAGAUGUUGACGGCUUGGGAUUAUUUGGUGCUGACUAUUUAGUGAAAAGAUUGAUGAAUUUGUCAAAGAAUAUUAAUAUCAACACUGAUAUCAAUGAUGGACAAAACCAUCUCAAGUAUAUUGAAGUCUACCAUGAGGAAUUAUCAAGCCAAUCCAGCUCUUAUUACAAUUUGGUUUUGAACUGGAGAAUUUUGGAUAUCAUUCACUUGUUAAACUUGAGUUAUUUGAAGACCAUAUCCGUUGGAGAAUCCACAGAAACUCUUAUUGCAGACUUGAAGAAAUUGAAGAAUUUAUUGGAUAACGAUUCCGCGUUGUACAACUAUUAUAGCAUGUUUUUCACUAUUGUUAACUGUGAGAACUCCCCAGAGUUGAUGAGAGACUUGCAUUCCCAUGUGGUUAAACUAUUGGAAUCUUUUAGAUUGAUCAGAGAAGGUCAAGAUUUGACUGAUCAUGAAAUCUUGGACACAGAUGAUGAAAGAGACACUAGUGAAGAAGAUUAUGAGGUUGUAGAUGGCUUUAAACCAACUAUUAAUGAACAAAAAACAUUAAUAACAUCCUUCAACAUGGUUAAUGCCGAGCAGUUUAUCGUCCUUACCUGUUCCACAUGCAUGAAGUACUACAGAGACGGGAAAUAUUCCGAGGCCUUGAAAUUGUUGAAACAUAUAAAAAAUGUGUCACUGAAGAGCAGCGAAUCAGAUUUACCAUCCUUAUCAUUUAUUGCUUUCACAGCUCUUGUUUCAUUAGUAAAUGAGAUCGUUGUUGAUAACAAAAUGGAACUUGAUGAAGCCAGCGAAUCGAUUUUGGAUGGCACCAUCAAGUUACUGAGGGAGUGGUUAGAUGAAUCGUCUUCAUUUAUGAAUGUAGACUUGAGGAAUAGUUUACUGGAUUUAGUUGUGAAAAAGGGUAUGGUUUUAAACGGGAUUGGCUUAGAUGAUUGUGACGAAUAA
This is a messenger RNA of Lizanozyma spartinae, 2940 nucleotides long. It is a transcript of the gene CPH2, whose product is annotated as Cph2p. Lineage: Eukaryota; Fungi; Ascomycota; Pichiomycetes; Serinales; Debaryomycetaceae. The record is from RefSeq and is a predicted model, not a curated record. Gene Ontology annotation, molecular function: protein dimerization activity. The transcript has 2 exons. Bases 1 to 2940 code for a protein of 979 amino acids.